Galleria mellonella (greater wax moth) is the source of this 6246-nucleotide messenger RNA. Its product is annotated as lysosome-associated membrane glycoprotein 1. Bases 216 to 1100 code for a protein of 294 amino acids. Lineage: Eukaryota; Metazoa; Arthropoda; Insecta; Lepidoptera; Pyralidae. The transcript has 6 exons. Gene Ontology annotation, cellular component: membrane. The record is from RefSeq and is a predicted model, not a curated record.
UAUGACGUCACAACAUGUCCACCAUUCGAACCGUUCGUUGAGUAUAAAAAGUAACAAAAAUAAGACGACCAUCCGAUUCAUAAUCAAAAAGACUAGAUGGUAGUAACGCAUAGCCAAAUAUACGGUGAUUUAGUAAAGGGAUAGUAUUUAAAACAUAGAUGGUAUAGGAAUAAAUGAUAGGUAGUGACAAACUCGUUUCCUAGGGUGAUCACAUAAUGGUUUACAAUAUAAUGCGAAAAAAUUUCAUCACCAUACUAGACGGUGCUACGGCAACAAUGGUGAAACUGCUGUGUUUAUUGUUGGUGAUAUGUUCAGUACAAAGUCUGCAAUUGGACAGCCAGGCGUCCACACGGAGGCCGAGGGUCACGAAGUACAGCAAGACAACGGCUGCCCCUGGUGGGACCACGGAGCCAGCUACAGAGCGAAGUUUGAACACAGCUACGUACCGGCUCCAGGCGGGUGACGAGACCUGCAUACUGUUGACUGUGGAUGCGUUGUUAGACAUCUCCUAUGUUACUAAGCUUAAUGAACGAGCUGAUGCGAACACUUUUGUACCGAACAAUGCGAAUGUGGCAGGAAGAUGCAAGGAAGGAGAUGCCGAAACGUUGGUACUGUCGUUCAAGGAGUUCUCAUUAGAAUUUGCAUUUGCCAAGACACCUGGCGGUGAACGCUGGUAUGUGGAGAGUAUCAAACUGAGUUACAACUCGAGCGCCCGCAUCCUGGAGCACGCGGCGAAGCAGGGCCGCCGGGUGACCCUCACGACUGACGCACGCUCCCUGCUCUUCCCUACUCCGGUCGGCAAGUCGUACAGCUGCCCCGAGGAGACUGUUAUAGACCUGGCUGAAGAAGACGCCACCGCUAACUCCGGCCACCGUGCCAAGCUGUACCUUCGUCAGAUGCGACUCCAAGCCUUCAUGUACAAACGGGAUGGUGAGUUUGGUCCAGUUUGGCACUGCUCGGACUCAGCCCGGGCCAGGUCCGAAGCGGCACCGGUAGCGGUUGGUGCAGCAUUAGCCAUCGCCACAGCCGGGACUCUGGUGGGUUACGCCAUCUGGCGCUAUCUCAAGGUAAAGAAGGUACAAUACGAUACGAUGGAAUGAGGCCGGAACUAAUAAGUUUUGUUGCGUUAAUAACCGUUGACAGUUUGAAUAGUUUUUUCAUUAAGUUGCAAGCGAAAUUUUAGUCAUUAAAUUAAAUAUAAUUGUAGGUAUAUUAUGUUAAAUUUUAAUUUUUUAAGUUUUUACAGAAUCGCGAUAAAGCUACGGUUUAUUAUUUUUAAUUUUAAAUUAUAAGUAUUGUAGCUAUUCCUAUGUUGAAAAUGUUGGUAAAUAAAAAUAAAGCCUGACUAUAAAUAUAUUUAUUUUCGGGACUUAUAAUUUAUUUUAAAUAUAUUAUUCUUUUUUAUUUAUAUAUUUUUAAAAAUACCUAGGUACUUAUGAUCAAAGUAUAUCCUUUUUUUAUUUAGAUCAAAAUUUUUGAUUUGGAUAAUAUUGAAAAAAGGAACAUAACAGGUAAUAAAUAGCUAUAAAUUGAUAAAAGGGAAACUGGUCGAAUUAAAAAUUGGGUCUCUUAAAAAAAUAAGAAACGAACCAAGAAGCAGCAGUGAAAAAUUUUCCUCUUUUAUGGUCAGGCUUUAAAAAGAAAAUUUGAGGAAAUAAUACCGGUUUUCUGCGGUUUUCACAGAAGGCCCCUUCUGUGAUAAUAACUCAGUAACUGUGUUGGACGAUGACCAUUAUGGAGGAUUACCAUGGACUCCUGGAUGGUGUUUAGAUAAAUACUAUGGAAAACUGUUUCAAUGUUUAUUGAACUAUAAACUACGGGGUUUGUAACUCCCUAUAGUAAAGUUGCGCUACUAUUUUUUAAUCUAAACGUCAAAUGCAAAAGGAGUUUAUGCCAAGCCUCCAAUGGCAGCUCAUGUCUUUAGCUUAGAUAUUUAUAAUAAUUUUGAGUAAAAAACUUUAUCAUUUAUUUGUAACGAAUAAAAUGGUAGCGUCGAGUGUUAAGAAUUGUUAAAAUUAUUUAUCUUACUUAUAAAUUGUUUAUGGCGGCGGUAGUCACUUACCAUCAGGUGAGCCGCAUGCUCGUUUGCUCGAUGUGUUAUAAAAAAAAGAUUUAACACCAAAUGUAAAAAUUUCUAGUUCUUUUCUGUAUAGUUCACUUCAUCAGUAUUGCUGGAGAUUUCAGUCAGAUAUCAGGCAUUUCCAAACGUCUACUGUAAGUUAUAAAAAGGAAGCAAAAAAUCAAUAUAGAGUAUUGAAACUCGGUUAAAUAUUUAUAUCUAUAAGAAUGCUAUUCACAUGAACGCUAAAAAAUUUUUUUUAAACCAUCUAUGCAGUGAAAUAGGUUGGAGAGCCCUGCUUCAGUGAGAACAAAGGCUAUAGCAAAGGCCUGAGCAUACGCUGGUCAUUUUGUACGAGAACAAAAUAUUCCUUUGUUUAAACUGUCUACUUUUACAAUACGUGUGCAUUUAUAGCCCGUAUUUUUAAUAAUUUUAUUAUGACCAGACUAAAAUUUACGCUAAGGACUCUCCCUUAUUGAAUUUAAAAGGUUAGAAAGACCAAGAGAAUGUAAAGGAACAUUUUGUAUUAAUGUCUGCUUACUAAAUGUCUCUACUCUGUGUGACUUUUUUUUUAAUUUUAAUUAUUAUUAACACUCGUACGCGUCGAGGUCUCAGUCCGCGUAUAAUUAACCUAAAAUUAAUGUUAACUAGACAUAAGAGAACGCAUUAUUGGCUAUGCUAGUGAGAAAUGGAGCUAAAUGCCAAUAUAAUAAAAAAUAAUUUUUAAUAGAAUGGUGUAGACCAAAGUUGUUGAAAUUUAACGAAAAUUAAAUUAUCAAUAGGUACGACUAUCAAGUAAAGUGUUAAUAGAUUUUUAAUUAUUUUUAAUUUUUUCCGGGAAAUAGUUUCAGUGAUGUAGUGCUGUCUAAGUGUCGAUAUUUUACUCACGAUAUUUUAAUUUUUCACAUAAAAUUAUAACAAAUAUUAAUAUAAAAAAAAAUAUUUUAUAAAUCCAUUUCGAUAUACAAAAUGAAAUUAGAAAAUAUUUUUCUUUCUUUAAUAACGUUACGAACUUUACUAGGUUCUGUUCAAUUAUCGUUAUUCUAUACUUUUUUUAAGUAACCCUUUGUUGAGAAUUAUUAAUUAACUAAUGAAAAAUGUAAAGAGAAAACAAGAUAUUUAUUGAUGAGGAUGAACAAUCGAUAAGUAAAAAUAUAUUUACAUAAUACUUAUUAUAUCACAUUAUUCGCAUAUCGAGUUAAGAUGCGUGUAUUGUAAUUUGCAUGUGUUUCACAAUAAUACGCACUAAAUACAGAUAAAAAAUAAUUGUUUAAAUAAUGUUGUUGACGGUUGAAUAUGAUGUAAAAAAUGUAUUUAAUCCCCAUAUAACCCCAAAUACCCCAUAGGAUAGAGUAUUUUAUAUAUUUCCUCUUACUUGUAACAAGAAAAUUGGCUUACAGUUAUUCUAAAUAUCAAUCGUACAUAGAAAUGGAACGUAUUAAUUGUAGCGAGCGUAAGUCAAUUUGAGAAUGUGUAAAUGAAUAGAAUAUUAUAUAUCUUUAACGUACAUAUCAAAGGAUAAUAAUAUAUAAUUUACAAACAGUCAUUAAUAUAAUUAAAAAAAGAUUUAUUUGAGAUAGUUUGCAGUAUAGCAGACACUAUAUUGAUGAUUCGUUAAGUGUUGGUAGUUAAGGCAGCACACUAAGGUUUACGGAUUCGAUUCCCGUACCGUGAUAAAUGUUUGCGUGACAUACAAACGUUAAUCUCGAGUCUGGGUGUGGCGUUGUGCCAUCAUUGUUUCUGGUGGCCAUAUUGCAGACGGUCCUAUCUCGGGCCAGGACAAUGAGUGUGCGUGUGUUCGUGUUAUUUUAUUUUUUAUAUAUCGAGAUAUUACGUGUACAAGCAAUAAGUAUUUUUUAUUGGACGCCGUCGUAAGGACUAUUAUGGCUGAAUUUGAUGUUGUCUUGUGUGCAAAACUUGGCAAUUACUAGUGUUCUAGUGUACAUUAUUAUAUGAAUGCAUAAAAGAGAUUCCAUUAUAACAAUGCGUUUUAAUUUUACGAUUAUACUAACAUUGCAAUGUUCCUAUUUCUAUAGUCAUAGUUUUGGUGUUUAAAUUUAUUUGAUAAGCAAAGACAUAUUCUCUUUUUAAAACUACCUCUUAUAGCUUCCAAAUAUCGAUGUAUUUUAUACUACUGUUUAUAUGGAGUUUCCUGUACCUACGUAUAUUUUAUGAUUAUAUUAUAUACCUAUUAUUUAUAUUUAAAUAUCUGUGAAUUACUUAUUUUGAGUAAUUUUAUCAAUAAAUAUUUAUUUGAAAGCAUGCUAUCCUAAUGAACCUACAGUGUAUAUGUCACUAAAAUAAAUUUUAAUAAGAAUCUUCCACUAAAUUUAGGUUAUUUUUGGGACAUUUGUUUAAUCCAAUUUUACUGCAAAUUUUAAUUAUAAUUAAAUCUUAUAGUUCAUAUAAUUAACAGUAAAUAUAUCAUUACACAGUAUAAAACAAAGUCGUCCCGCUAUCUGUCUGUCCCUAUAUAUGCUUAUACCUUUAAAAUUACGCAAUGCAAUGAUUUUAAUGCAUUUUUUUUAAAUAGAUAGAGUGAUUCAAGAGGUAGGUUAAUAUGUGUAUUGUAUUCUGUAAUAUAUUUAGUAUCAGCAUUGUACCUGAGUGAAGCAGGUCGGGUCGCUACACUAGUAUCCAAGUUUUGCUAGUUAGGGUGCGUUGUGUGUUUACGCUUUCAAAUUAAGAGUGGAGAGGCUUUCUAUUUGUUUAUUACGUAUCUAAUACUCAUCAAUUACUAAACAUAUCGUUUUUCAUAUAAUAUAAGUUGUAAAAUGCGUUUGUGAUCAUUGUUGUGUAAGUUUGUAUCUUGUUUGUAUGAAGUUAGAGUUGGAUUUAGGUUAAGUUAGUAUUAUAGUCUCCCAUCUAUGCUCGCUUCAAGCUGUACAUAACGAACGCUUUUGUUUUGGCCGACUAAUACGUGAUAAAAGCUGUCAGCGGCUUGAUUUUUAUAUAUGUACUUGGAUUUUUCGAUAUAUUUAUACAUACGAUGACAUAUAGCACAUUCUUGAUGUAAAUAUUUGUCUACGUAAGCCACUUUUCGGAUUUUGAAAAACAAAUCUAGCGCACUAUUGUUUCGAUCUCUAAAUUCUUGUAAUUGUAAAUUCAUUUUUUCAUAUUUCAAAAACUUUUUCUACUAGUUGAGAAUAUACUUCUAUUUUCCUAAUGUUUUGUAUUGUACUCCCGUAGUUUUUGCCCUUCAAUAGUUUUUUAGCAUAAAGUGCAUAUGUCGGUGCAUUUGUAUUUAAAGUAUAUUAUUGUACUAAAAUUAUUAUAUGCCAUACGAUUCGUCUUCCAGUAACAUUCUUAUAACAAUAGAAUUAAAGUAUUGUAGCUUAUUAUGAUAUACAUAAUUAUGGAGAAAAAUGGUGAUGUUAUGGCAUUAUUAUUAUAUGUUAAGGUUAAACAUAAUGACAGGUCAAGGAUGCAGCCGAAAAGAGAUGCUUAUUUAAUUUAUAAGGUAAUAAACAAUAUAGUUUUAGUUAUUAUAUACAAAAUUUAAUCAAAAUAAAUAGAUAAUAUAUUUAAAUGAUUUAAUUUGUUUUAAAAUUUCCAGAAAGAGCAUUCUUUUCUUAUUACACAAUAUUGUAACAGAAAUUAUUUAUUUAUAAUAGAAAAUUAUUAUUUUUUAAUCGUAACGAUUAAGGUAAAUUGUGUUCUGUAAUUAUCUUUAAAAAUAAACCCUUAUAUAAUAACUUAUUGAUAGAUAGUAUUGUUUUCGAUAAAGAGCAAUAGAUUAAAUAAAUCUGUAGAUAGUAUAAAAAAGAAGGUACCAUAUCAUUUUUUAUCCCAAAGUUUUAUUGUUAGAACACGGAAAACUGAAAAUUAAUGAUAAGUUUUUAUUUAUAUUUGAAUUAUUUUGUCAUUAUAAUGUUAAAAUUAUAAUGACAAAAUAGUUUGUAAUUAUGAGAUAAUGGAAUGAAAAUGUACCUAAUCCAAAAGUGUGAAAUAUGUAAAAACAAAAAUAUUGUCUAUCAAUAAAUUACUUAUCCAAAUCAUUCUAAGAUUUUUUGUUUUUCGUAAAAUAAGUGAAUCUAAUAAACUGUAAACACCAAUUGAUAUAAAAUCUCUAGUAACGACAUAACAAUCACCAUUGUUAUUAUCUAAGAAACGUAUCUCAAAUUAUUGUAAUUUAGUGCGUUCAUUUAUUGAAAUUGUCUUUAUGAAUAAAUGACGUCAAAAAUGAA